AAAACAAUUUGACAGGUAACCUGACUUUCAAAAAGUACAUAAUCCUAAUAGGAAAACAUUAUUGAUUUCGACUAAUUUUAGCAGCGUUAUGAGAUAAAUAAGUAUUUAAUUGAGUAAAUUAUUAUAAAUUGAUGUGCUUUACGUGCCAUAAAUGCAUUUACCUGUGAUUUAAGUGUAUUAAAUAGUGUUUAAUAUUGUAAAUGAUUACGUCGUUUUGUUUUCGUGAUAAGAAUGGGCAACACAAGCAAAAAGCUAGCAUCCCAAUGCAGUUUACUCACUAAAGAGGAGCAGAAGCAUGUUGGCAACACAUUCAAGGCGGCGAGCAAGAACUCCGGACGGAUCCGGGAGGAAGACCUCAUCGUGAGUGGGCUACUAGACGCAGUGUUGUUAGAAAAACACUGGGGUCCCCUAAUAGACCCCCGGCUGGCGCAGUACCUAUCCAACUACUUGUUCGACACGGGGUCUCAAAAGGCGGCUACUUGUGACUUCACUCGCUUCGCAGAACUAUAUGUUUACAAUGUCAGAGGUUCGGUGGACCAGAAGAUGAUGGUGACGUACAGAAGUUUAGGCAACUACAGCGAAAACGACGAACUGCCGUAUCAGCUAAUAAAGGAGUACUGCGAAGCAAUAGUGUCCACCUACAUCAAAGUACUGAAGACCUCGGGCGGCAAGCGCGCCGAGAAAUGGAUCGACAAGGGCUUUCGUGGAAAAGCUGCGGCGGUUCAAACUUUAGGAGAGGCUGUUUCCAGCGGCGUUGGUUCAGACCCUGAUGCACCUCCGCAGGCUGUGAACUCAAAACAAUUGUCUACUUGGCUCAUGACGGACACCCUACUGAAGCACAUGACAGAGACAGUGUAUACAACGCUGUACGGGAUAGAGCGGGAACAAACUACAGAUGACGGUCCCCCUUUAACUGCGGUGCCACAAAUGCUACCCAUGGUGUAUGGUCUGGAUUCGAUGCCGGACUACCCCGCCUUCAUCGACCUAUCGCACAUCGUGUGGCUCAACAACAGCAUACCACCCUCGCAUCAACACAAGUGGCGUUUUUUGUUCUCCUCGCACAUACACGGGGAGUCCUUCGCUACCAUGGUCGGUCGCAUAUGUGAUCAAGGUGCCUCCAUCAUCAUUAUAGAGGACACCCACGGGCACAUCUUCGGCGGCUUCGCCACGGACUCCUGGGAGAUAGGCCCCAACUUCGUGGGGCGGGAGGAGUCGUUCCUGUUCACCCUGGCUCCGAAGAUGAGGGUCUAUAGCUCUUCGGGCUUUAACAACCAUUACCAGUACCUUAAUCAGCAUACGAAGACCUUGCCGAAUGGACUGUUAAUGGGUGGCCAAUUUAACUUCGGCGCCAUCUGGAUCCCCGCAGAUCCAUUCGGGGAAGGAUCCUCAGCAGAAUCCUGUACCACCUACCGCGGCUACAAGCGACUUAGCAAAGAACAGGACUUCCAUAUAAGGAGCAUCGAGGUUUGGGCUGUCGGAGACAAGCCCGAAAGCGACAAGGAAUCGGGCGAACGCGACGUAAGCAUCUUAGACACGAACCCAGAAGCGAAGGCGAUCCUCGAGAUGGCCGGCAAGACUCGACACAGCGAUGGCGUACGCGAGCCGCCCCCUUUAUAAUAAACCUUAUGGAUUAGGGCAGAAAAGCAAGAAUAGGCUUCGCCGCGGUCCACAAUUCCAUGUAAUCUGAGGCUUCCUUAUUUACUGACCAAGGCGUGUAUACUAUUUUUCUGUUCGACGGAGCUGGGAAGCGGCAACAUUGUUACCGCAGCGUGCCGAAAGUUAACGUUUUCCGCACUUACAUAACUAGGGCAGAAAAGUAAGAAACGGCUUCGCCGCGGUCGACAAUUCCAUGUGAUCUGAGGCUUCCUUAUUUACUGACCAAGGCGUGUAUACUAUUUUUCUGUUCUACUGUGCCGAAAGUUGACGUUUUCCGCACGGACAACAGAAAAAAAGAACUUUUUCUAUGUCAAUGUUUUUAUAGUCGCUUAAAGCAUUCUCUGUAAAAAUCGGUAGAUUUAGUUAAAGUGGCUGGUCCCAAUAUUUAUAAAAAAUUGCAACGCACAAUUUGGUAAUAUGCAAAUCUCAUAAUAUUCGUAGAAUAGAAUUUAUAAAAAAAAUAACAUGCUUGUAAAUAAUCAUUUUCUUCUUUAUAUAGUUUUCAAAAGAAUACAUUUAUCGUUGGAUAUAUUAAUUAACAUCAAGCUUAGUAAACUAUUUGAAAGUAAAAGAAAGGGUCUCACUCAAAGAUAAGAAUUAAACUUUUUUUUUUGAGAUUAUUUUGGUAAAUGUAAAAUAAUAAUACCUAGAAUGAUGUAUAUGAUCUGUUAGAUUUGGUGAUUUGUAUAUUAUUAAGUUAUUUAUUUUAAUAUAUUAUAAAUUACUUUUAUCAUUUUUUAUAUGUCUUUAUUUAUUAAUAGUUUGAUGGAAGAUGUUUUUGUUUCUUUUUGUCAUUUCAUAUAUUAAAGCUAUUUUUUGUACGGCCGCAAACCGGUCGGCUCCCCGCGGACGCGGACGGCUCCGGACGGACUCCAUUGCGUAUGUAUAAGACAUUGUGAAAUGCGCUCCGCCGCGGCCAGACUCCAGCCGGUUGGUGGGAAUCGUACCAUCACGGUCUGCGAUUGUUUUGCCAUUUGGGGUCCUAUCUAAAUUGGUUGGUAUCCAAUUCAAUGAGGGCUACAGUUUUUGUGCUCACAAGUUGGCGCCACUGUAGAUGGUGGUCCAGAAAAUCAGCUCUCAAAAUUUUGCUAUCCUCAUUUAAAAAAAAAUGCGUUCUAAUAUACACAAAAGUAAUUUUAUUAUAUUAUAUUUUUUAAACCUGUUUAAUUUUGCAUAUAUUUUAGUUGACACUUUUUAUAGACCACUAACAUUUGUUGAACUAUAUCUAAUGUUUACCAUGAAUAAUCAAAAAUUGAAAAAAAGAUUUACCAUAAUUAUGAAUAAGGAGUCAAAAUUCCCGAUAAAAAAGCUUAACCCCCAAAAAUACUAUGCAUUGAAAGACCUCCGUCUACACUAGCGCCCCUAGCGGCGAAACUAAACGCUUUAGCGUUAUUAACUCCUAAAUGGCUCAACAAGCAUGGAGCGUGACUGUAUAUUUAUCUGUCAAUCAUUCAUGUGUCAAUUUAAAAUGUGUGUUGGCAAUAAUGUCUUUGUGCUUUUAAUACUUCAAUAGGUGCCUUGUAUGUAAAUGAAAAUUGUUGAAAUGUGUUUGGCACCAAACGAAACCAUGUAACACCAAAAAAGAUAGUUUCUUUAUGAACAGGAGCGGUCGAAUGUGUAUACACUUAGGAGCAAAACUGUCCCAAUAGUAGCAUAUAAGUAGAAUGUGGAGAAGUUGAUGUCGAUCAUGU
Messenger RNA from Cydia pomonella (codling moth), 3347 nucleotides. RefSeq names its product MTOR-associated protein MEAK7. The transcript has 11 exons. Lineage: Eukaryota; Metazoa; Arthropoda; Insecta; Lepidoptera; Tortricidae. The record is from RefSeq and is a predicted model, not a curated record. The coding region runs from base 232 to 1617 and encodes 461 amino acids.